Aspergillus melleus is the source of this 495-nucleotide messenger RNA. RefSeq names its product EthD domain-containing protein. The transcript is spliced from 2 exons. Bases 1 to 495 code for a protein of 164 amino acids. The record is from RefSeq and is a predicted model, not a curated record. NCBI's taxonomy places the organism in Eukaryota, Fungi, Ascomycota, Eurotiomycetes, Eurotiales, Aspergillaceae. Gene Ontology annotation, molecular function: oxidoreductase activity.
AUGGCUCCUAAGAAAGAGACCGUCCUGAAGCUCACUUCCUUCCGUUACAAGAAGGAAGGCAUCUCGGAGAAAGACUUCCAUGACUACGCCAGCAAGAGUCAUGCUCCCAAGGCUGCCCUGGUCCAGGCCCGCCACGGUGCUCUGAAAGUGGUUCAGUAUCACACCCCCAGCACCAGCAAGCAGCUCAUCAGGGACAAGAUCCCCUGGGCUAUUCGUUCGGGUUGGGAGAUCGACGACCAUGACAUCCAGGUGUCGGUCUGGGUCCGCAACACGGAAACCAUGCAGGCCAUCGUCAUGGACCCGGACUUCCAGGCUCUGGUCGCAGGAGAAGAUGAUAUCUGCGAUCAAAACCGAGCUAAAGUGACCGCGGGCUGGGAGGAAGUGUUUGUCGAGGAUGGCAAGGUCGUGGAAGCUGAUUACGGUACUUACGAAGAGCGGAUUAGUGCGGGUUCUGGCAGCGUUGUCACGGAUGCUCCUGAGGGAAUCCGCAUUUGA